UUAAGUGAUGUGAUUUUUCAUAAAUAAACCAAGGUAAAAAUUAAUAUCCAUGAAUUUUCCAUUGUCUUAGUGGAAAUUGAUAAACAUGCUAUUAUGGAAUAUGAAGUUCUUCAGUGUAUCUUCAGUCAAGUAACUCUUGCAGAGACUUAAGACAUAGUUUUUAAAGUACAGUAAUUUCUCCUUAUCCAUGAGGGAUACAUUCCAAGACCUCCCAGUAGAUACCUGAAACCAUGGAGAGUAUUGAAUUCAAUACAUGCUAUGUUUUUCCUAUACAUCCAUAAUUAUGAUAAAGUUUAAUUUAUAUAUUAGGCACAGUAGAGAUGAACAGAAGCUGAUAAUAAAAUAGUUAUAACAAUGUACUGUAAUAGAAGUUUUGUGAAUUUGACAUCAUUAAGUAAAAUAAGGCUUACUUGAACACAAACACCAUGAUACUGUCAUAUUUGAUCUGACAUCCAAGAUGGCUACUGAGUUGCUAAUGGGUGGGGAGACAAAGGGACGAUUCAUAUCCCAGGUGGAAUAGAGUAGAACAUUGUGAGAUGUCAUCAAGCUCCUCAGAAUAGCAUGCAGUUUAUAAUAGAUGAACUGCUUAUUUCUGGAAUUUUCCAUUUAAUAUUCUCCUACUGCAGUUGUCCUUGGAUACCCAAAACUGUGCAAAGUGAAACUGUGGUUAAGGGGGCGUGACAGCCUUAGGAGAUUUGGUGGGUUCAGUUCCAGAGCACCUCAAUAAAGCAAGGACAGCAAUAAAGCAAGUCAUAUGAAUUUUUGAUUUCCAGUGCAUAUAAAAGUUAUGUUUAUACUAUUAAAGUGCAAUGACAUUAUGUCUAAAAAGAUGUAUAUAACUUAAUUUAAAUAUUCUUUAUUGCUAAAGAAUGCUAACCAUCAUCUGGGCCAUCAGUUGUAAUCUUAUUGUUGGGGCAGAGUAUUGCCCUAGUAGCAAGAGAGAUGACUAACCAAAGGUCACCAUAACAAAUAGAAUAAUAAUAAUGAAAAAGUUUGAAAUAUUGUGGCAACUGCUGAAGUGUGACCCAGAGACACUAUGUGAGCAGAUGUUAUUGGUAAAAUGGUGCCUACAGACUUGCCCAACAAAAGGUUGCCAGAAACCUUCAGUUUGUAAAAUAUACGCAAUAUCUGUGAAGUGCAACAAAACAAAUACAGCUGGCCCAGGUGCUGUUAUUCACACCUACCAGUCCUGUAACAAUGAGAGACAAGUAACAAUGCACGUCAUAGAAAAAGAUUUCUAGGCUGCAGUUUUUAAUCUGAAAAAUUAUUGGUAAACCAAGUUAUCUCUGGAGUCUCAAGAAUUGAGUACAAAUAAUUCCAAAAUAUUUAUUCCAGAAAUGAUGUGACAGCCUUGUAAUCAGUAGUGAUGUCAAUGUCCUCAAAGUGGUUUCCAAGUUUUUCUCACCAGUGGAAUUUUUUAUUCAAAUAAAAAACCUAUGGAAUUCCAAUAUAUAAUGCAAACAAAAAUAAUAAGGAGACUUUUCAGGUGCCAAAGGCUGGCAGUGGCAGCAGUAUCACCAGCAGGGAACUUCCUUGGUCGAAGAUGGAGACUUACAUAGUUGUAAUGAGACACUGAGCUAAUGCAAGGGAGGCUGAGAAUCCCUGAAGGCCCUUCAUACAAGCAGGGCAGACAAAAUGAGUCAAUGCUGAUGCCUGGACUCUUUGGUCUUGCCGCUGCCCACUGGCCAUUUCGAAAGAGUCAUGUGAUGAAGAUGUGUUUUAAAUGAAGAUGCUGUAGCACUGGGUUGCCUAUGGUUCUUUGGCUUCUGGUUGUGAGCGCCUCUUCUCUGCAAGCUUUCCAUCAUGAUUGAGCCCUUCUUGGGAACUUGGAAACUGGAAUCCAGUGAAAACUUUGAGGAAUACUUGGGACAACUAGGAGUGCCUGUUACAAUCCGGCACCUAGCUGCAUUAGAGAAGCCAAAAAUCAGUAUUAGCACCAAUGGGGAUAAGGUGAGCAUCAAAACAGAGAGCUCUUUCAAGAACGUCGAGAUCUCCUUCAAGCUAGGGGAAGAGUUUGAUGAAACCACAGCAGAUAACCGGAAAGUGAAGAGCAUCAUAACCCUAGACGGUGACUCACUGGUCCAUGUCCAAAAGUGGCUUGGCAAAGAGACAACAAUCAAAAGACAAAUUAUAGAUGGAAAAAUGGUAGCGAAACAUACCAUGAAUAAUGUUGUCAGCACACGAGUCUACAAAAAAGUAUGAGGAAAGUGCCAACAUCAGAGAAAACUUGCUCACUAGCAGAAAAUGUGGGCUUGAUGAAGAUAUGCCUCAGGGCCAAUAAUUUUUAAAAUUCCUUCAUAAAAAUUUGCUCAAUAAAAGCAUCAAAUUCA
This is a messenger RNA of Artibeus jamaicensis (Jamaican fruit-eating bat), 2330 nucleotides long. RefSeq names its product fatty acid-binding protein 9-like. Gene Ontology annotation, cellular component: cytosol; nucleus. Bases 1804 to 2202 code for a protein of 132 amino acids. The transcript is spliced from 6 exons. Gene Ontology annotation, molecular function: fatty acid binding. The record is from RefSeq and is a predicted model, not a curated record. Lineage: Eukaryota; Metazoa; Chordata; Mammalia; Chiroptera; Phyllostomidae. Gene Ontology annotation, biological process: fatty acid transport.